AUGAAAUUGCAUGCAGAAUUCAAACAAGAAAGCAUAGACGACUUUUCCUAUAUUUUAAGGGGUCUCAAAGAAUUUUCCUCGUUUGCUAUAGAGAAUACUUUUCUUUGUUUUAAAUUUUCUGAAAAAUAUUUAUAUAUAUUUGGUAAUGAAAAGAAACAUGUGGAAAUAUUUAUAAAAAUUAGUAUGAACGAUUUAUUUUAUGAAAAUUUUAUUUUAAAAAGUAAUUCUAAUAAUGAAAUAAUUAUAUUAGUAUAUAUUUUUCAAAUAUAUGACAUUUUUAAGAAUAUUUCUAAAAAUACUAAAAUUACUGUUGAUUUAUUUGAAAAAAAUGGAAUAUGCAUACUACUAUUCAAACAUCAUUGUAACGUAACUGAUGCUUUUAAAAAGUAUGAGUGUGGUAUAGAGAUUAUUAACCCUUCAUUAACCAAAUUUCCAAAUAUAAAAAUGAACAAAUAUUCCUUAUAUAUUAAUUGCAAACUAAAGAAAUGCUGUAGAAUAUUAAACACGUAUUCUAAAUUCUAUUCAGAUAAAGUAGAGCUAAACUUUGAAAUUACCAAGAAAAAUUGUGAUCUUAUUUUUCUUAUGGAUUCUGUAACAACAAAAAAUACGACUACACUAAAAAAUAAUUAUGUUUUAAAAAAUGUUAUAAACAAAAAAAGGAAUUACGAAAAAAAAAACAAAAGUAAUGAAAACCCAGAUUUAAGAAAAGUUAUUUAUAUUAAAACCUUUACAAAAGCGUUAAAUAUACUUAAUGAAUGUAGAAAUAAUAAAGAUGAUGUUGGUAUAUUUAAAAUUAUUGUGCCAUAUAAUAAAUGUUGGUUUGCCUUAAAAUUAGGUCAAUUUGAAUCUUCAGGAAAUUGGAAAGUCCUUAUUGUUAUUACUGAUCUAAACCUGAACCUUUAA
Molecule: messenger RNA, 903 nt
Organism: Plasmodium malariae
Lineage: Eukaryota; Apicomplexa; Aconoidasida; Haemosporida; Plasmodiidae
Product: conserved Plasmodium protein, unknown function
Exons: 1
Coding region: 1-903 (300 amino acids)
Source: RefSeq, a predicted model, not a curated record